Messenger RNA from Trichomonas vaginalis G3, 321 nucleotides. RefSeq lists its product as uncharacterized. The transcript has a single exon. The record is from RefSeq and is a predicted model, not a curated record. Bases 1 to 321 code for a protein of 106 amino acids. Lineage: Eukaryota; Parabasalia; Trichomonadida; Trichomonadidae.
AUGCUCUUCCUAACAUUGAUUUUAUACACCGCUCAUCGUCAAUGCACUCCAUACAAGUACCUGAAUCGAAAAUGGAAUCUUGCAGAUGGUCGUAUUUUAAUUGUUUAUAACUGGAGGGAGUAUUGUCAUCAUAGGUUCGGAACUGCAGCAUACAUCUCUGAUGGGACAAAAGAAUAUACUUUUGAUAAAACAUCAGGUACAAUUAAACUUGCUGACGGAAGAACUGCUUAUGUUGGUCAAGAUGAUUAUUUAAGAGUCAUGAGCGACAAAGUUGAAAAGAUUGAAACUAUUAAGCUAUUUAGUUACAAUGAUACAUGGUGA